AUGGCCUCUAAAAUAGUCGUGGUUGGUAACGUGAACUGCGAGCUGCGAGAAGUAUUCACCAAGCUCGCCAAACUGCAUGUCAAGCAGAACUUCGCGUUUGCCAUUGUCGCUGGAGACCUUUUUGGCGACUGCUCGACUGAGCGCGAGCUAGAUGAGGUAUCUGGCUUGCUACAAGGGACUAUCCCCGUCCCUCUCCCGACCUAUUUCGGGCUGGGUAAUCGGCCACUUCCCACUCGGGUAAUUGAGAAGAUCGAGGCCAAUGAUGAAGUCUGUCCCAAUCUGUAUUUCCUCGGUAGACGGGGAACUCUCAAAACAUCAGAGGGCAUCCGAAUUGUCGCAUUAGGUGGCAAGCUCGAAACAGACACCAAGUCGACCAACAAGUUUCAUCCGGGAUAUGCGGAAUCGGAUGCCAGGGCUCUCUACGGCGCACACAAUGCCGACAUCCUCCUCACCCAUCAAUGGCCCAAGGGCAUCAAAACCGGCUCUAAAGUGGCUCUUCCCGAAGGGGUCACGCAGCCGGAAGAGGUGCAAUGCGUGGCAGACCUCUGCGCAACACUGAAACCUCGCUAUCACAUCUCAUCCUCCAACGACUUCUUCUACGAGCGAGAACCCUUCUUCCACAUGCCAACCCAGGAAAACCCGGACGAGAAACCCCUCACCCGCUUCCUCAGCUUAUCCUCCUACAGCAAAACAUCCAAACAGAAAUGGAUGUACGCCUUCACCCUAGACCCCAAAGCCCCCAUCCCUCUCACCGUCCCCGUCGGCGCAACCGCCUCCCCUCUCCCCGCCGUCCAAACCAAGCGCAAAAACCUCCCCAGCCAAAAAGAAUCCUUCAGCCGUUUCGCCCACGACGACCAAGACCAUCGCCCGCGCAAACGUGCCCGCGCUCCCCCUCCUGGCCCCGAUCAGUGCUUCUUCUGCCUAUCCAACCCCAACAUCGCUACCCACCUCAUCACCUCCAUCGGCAACGAAUGCUACCUCACUACCGCAAAGGGGCCCCUCCCAACUUCAAAAACUUUCCCCUCCCUAGGCUUCCCCGGCCACAUCCUCAUCAUCCCCUUCACCCACACCCCUACCUUCAACCUUAUCUCAGACCCGGAAUCCCGCCAAUCAACCUACGCCGAAAUGCAACGCUACCGCAAAUCCCUCCACGCCAUGCUCCAGUCCCGAGCUUCUUCCUCCCUAGGCGCCGUCACCUGGGAAGUCAGCCGCGGAAACGGAAUCCACACCCACUGGCAAUUCCUCCCCGUCCCCGCCGACCUCGUCAAAAAGGGCCUCGUUGAAGCCGCCUUCAAAGUCGAAGCCGAAAACCUCAAAUACCCCAAAUUCGAAAAACCUUCCUCCUCCGCUGCCGCAGACCCCACCACCGAACCCGGUGACUUUUUCCGUCUCUCCAUCUGGGCCCCGGCAUCCGACUCUACCUCUACCUCUGAACCUGACUCUUCCAACGAGGGCUCAGAAAAAACCAUCCUGCUCCCGCUUAGCCCUGACUUCCGCUUCGACCUUCAAUUCGGUCGUCGAGUCAUGGCUAAACUGAUGGGUCUUGAGAAACGCAUCAACUGGAGAGAUGAUGUGCAGUCCCAGGAAGAGGAAGAAGCAGAUGCUACUGCUUUCAAGGACGGGUUUAAGGAGUUUGAUUUUUCGUUGGAGGAAUAG
Molecule: messenger RNA, 1656 nt
Organism: Aspergillus wentii DTO 134E9
Lineage: Eukaryota; Fungi; Ascomycota; Eurotiomycetes; Eurotiales; Aspergillaceae
Product: CwfJ domain protein
Exons: 2
Coding region: 1-1656 (551 amino acids)
Biological process (GO): mRNA splicing, via spliceosome
Cellular component (GO): post-mRNA release spliceosomal complex
Molecular function (GO): RNA lariat debranching enzyme activator activity
Source: RefSeq, a predicted model, not a curated record